This is a messenger RNA of Vigna umbellata (rice bean), 949 nucleotides long. The record is from RefSeq and is a predicted model, not a curated record. NCBI's taxonomy places the organism in Eukaryota, Viridiplantae, Streptophyta, Magnoliopsida, Fabales, Fabaceae.
UACUUAUCACAAUGAAUCAUAAUUUCUGUGUGUAUUUAAGAAUUGUUGUAUUUCUUCCACUCAUUUAAACACAUUAUCUAUCUACAUUCUGUAUAAGAAGUGAAAAAUGGCAGAAACAAAGUUGAGUUGCUUCAAAGACAAGACAUGGUCACUCCAUGGCAUGACAGCUCUAGUUACAGGAGGAACCCGUGGCAUAGGGCAUGCAAUUGCAGAAGAGUUAGCAGAAUUUGGCGCAGCUGUGCAUGUAUGUGCCCGUAAACAACAAGAUAUUGAUCGGUGUUUGGAAGAAUGGAAUAACAAAGGACUUCGCAUAACAGGGUCAGUGUGCGAUGUACAAUCUCAGGACCAACCUAAAAAUUUGAUGGAAAAUGUUGCAUUCAUUUUCCAGGGAAAACUCAACAUUCUGAUAAACAAUGCUGGAAUAUCAACACCUAAGAACCUUGUAGAUUAUAGUGGAGAAGAUGUAAGUAGAAUAAUGGGAACUAAUUUUGAGUCUAGUUUCCACCUAUGUCAACUAUCACAUCCACUUCUCAAGGCAUCUGGAUAUGGGAGCAUAGUAUUCAUAUCUUCCAUUGGAGGUCUUAAAGCUUUCCCUUUAUGUUCUGUCUAUGCUUCCUCUAAAGGAGCUAUGAAUCAAUUCACCAAGAACGUGGCAUUGGAAUGGGCAAAGGAUAAUAUUCGUGCAAAUUCUGUAGCACCUGGACUUGUUAAGACUGCACUUACGGAUGCUAUAGCAGAAUCUGUUGAUGAAGGGAGUAAAAUGUUUGAAACUAUGAUAUCUCAAACACCAGCUGGUCGUAUUGGAGAACCUAAGGACAUAUCAUCAAUAGUUGCUUUCCUUUGCCUUCCAGCUGCUUCAUACAUCACUGGACAAAUUAUAACUGUAGAUGGGGGUUACAUAAUCUAAUCUGUUAUGUAAAAGAUUAUUACCGGUAUAAAGUAAAAUAAA